CCAGCUAAGCCGACAGAGCCAUUUGCCGCGAAAAGAGGCAGCAAAGCGCGGGAAAAACCGCGGAACCGCCUGCCCUUCGUGCGAGUGCGCCCUCCCCCCCCCCCCCGUCGUCCUUCAUCCUCGCGGCGGCGGCGGCGGAAGCAAGCCCCGAUGGCCCCGAGAGGCGGCCACGCGGCGGCGGCGGGGGUAAGCUCCGGGUCCGAGGACGACGACGAGGAGGCGGGGUUCUCCAGGAACUACUUCCUGGCCAAGGAGAAGGAGCCCUCCUCCGGCAAGAAGCGCGCUCGCGCCGCCGGCAAGCUCGCCGACCUCAACCUCGUCGACGAGCAGGUGCUGCGAGCUUCCCUCGCGGAGAUCCCCCCGAAGCACGAGAGCGAGGUGGAGGCUCUGACGAGAAGCUACAAGAACCAGUACAGCAACUGGCUGUUCGAGCUAAGAUGUGGGUUUAGUCUCCUGAUGUAUGGAUUUGGAUCGAAGAAGCUGUUGCUCGAGGAUUUUGCCUCCACGACCUUGACUGAUUUCACUGUCAUUGUGAUCAAUGGCUAUCUCCCGUCCAUCAACUUGAAGCAAGUCAUAGUUACAAUAGCUGAAAUAUUUUGGGAACAAACAAAACUUAAGAGAAAAUGCCAGACAGCAACAAGGCCCCAGUUACAAUCAUUUGGCUCCCAAUCAAUAGAUGAUAUUAUCUCCUUCCUAAAUAACCAGAUAUCUGACAAUGGAGAUGACAAUGUGUGCUUGCUUAUCCACAAUAUUGAUGGACCUGCCUUGCGUGAUGCUGAAUCACAGCAGUACCUAGCUCGACUUUCAUGCUGCCCGCAGGUCCAUGUUGUCGCAUCAGUAGAUCAUGUUAAUGCACCUUUGUUAUGGGACAAGAAGAUGGUGCACACACAGUUCAAGUGGAGCUGGUAUCAUGUCCCAACGUUUGCACCUUACAAAGUUGAAGGUGUGUUCUACCCUUUGAUUCUUGCCAGCGGCGGUUAUGCCCAAACCACGAAAACUGCCCUUGUUGUUCUGCAAAGCCUGACACCAAAUGCACAAAGUGUCUUCAGAGUUCUUGCUGAAUAUCAGCUGGCAAAUGAGAAGGAGGAAGGUAUGCAUUUCAGUAGUUUAUAUACCAAAUGCCGUGAGCGUUUUCUUGUUAGCAGUCAAGUGACGCUGAACUCCCACCUGACUGAAUUUAAAGAUCAUGAUCUGGUGAAGAUCAGAAAACACUCUGAUGGCCAAGAUUGUCUCCACAUUCCUCUUGUUUCUGAUGCGCUGGAGAAACUGCUUCAAGAAUUGGCCUGACCAGCUGGAUUUGAACUUGUUAAAUUUUCGAGCGAUCACCAUGGAAACAAUUCAGUUGUGUAUUCCAAUCUGUAACUGUAUAUGGAUUAUUCACCAUCUCAAUUUAUCAAACGGCUGGUUGUUUGAUGAAA
Molecule: messenger RNA, 1418 nt
Organism: Oryza brachyantha (malo sina)
Lineage: Eukaryota; Viridiplantae; Streptophyta; Magnoliopsida; Poales; Poaceae
Product: origin of replication complex subunit 2
Exons: 6
Coding region: 151-1287 (378 amino acids)
Biological process (GO): DNA replication
Cellular component (GO): nuclear origin of replication recognition complex; nucleus
Molecular function (GO): DNA replication origin binding
Source: RefSeq, a predicted model, not a curated record